CGCAUGCGCAUUGCGAAACAAAGGUGCAGGGCUCGGAGAGGCACAGUGCGGCAGGAAAACCGCACCAAGAGAUUGAAUAGAGAAGGGAAUGCUAAACAUAUCCAUUAUCCAUACAUGAAUACAUGGACAUGGAAGGGAGAAGUCUUCUGCUUCCAAAGAACAGAAAGAAUGGAUAUAUUUCUGUCUUCACUACAGCUCAAGAGCAGUUUUUCCUCUGAAAUCCAAGGGAACCUUCCCAGCUUGGUCCGACGAAGCUCAUUUCAACUGGUAGACAGCAGAAUGGAUGAAAAGCACCAAGACUAGCGACUCAUUGUGUCAACGAGACUAUAUAAGACGAUAUACCGCAGCCAGCCCAACAUUUUAUGACUGACAGUACCCGUGAAUAGUCUCUGGAAAGACGCCGCAUCUCGUUAUUUUACAACCCUUUAUUGUUUUCCCACGAAAUUCCAGUAGUGGGAUGCUUUCGCGUUGUGUUGCUUCAUAGGGUUCAAGAACACGAUUCAGGGAGAAAUAUGGGUGAAGUUCAGGACGUCAGGGAUGUUAAGAAGACCUUCGUUGCUCCAGCAAUAAAGUCUUUUGAGCACUAUGACUUCCCCCGAGCCAAAAUCUGUUGCAGCCUCACAUGGCUGGUAGCCAAAGCAUACGGGACAGACAGCAUCCCGGCAGAUUUAAAGGAGCCCUUCUACACAGACCAGUAUGAGCAGGAGCACCUGAAGCCUCCUGUGGCCAGCCUCCUGCUGUCUGCAGACCUUUACUGCAGGGCCGGCAGCCUCAUCCUGAAGAGUGACGCCGCUAAGCCCCUGCUGGGCCACGAUGCUGUCAUUCAGGCGCUGGCUCAGCGUGGACUCUACAUCACCGACCAGGAGAGACUGGUCACCGAGAGGGACCUUAGAAAGAGGCCUCUGCAAAUGAGCGCUCACCUGGCAUUGAUCGACACUCUGAUGAUGGCGUACACAGUGGAGACGGUGAGCGUGGAGAAGGUGAUGGCCUGCAUUCGUCAGUAUUCUUCCUGCAACCCUGAGGUGGAAACACCUUAUGACACAGAGGACGCCAUGUCCACCUGGAUCAACAAGGUAAAUGAGUAUCUGAAAGAAACCAUGGCUCAGGAGCAGAGGAAGAGGGAGACACAGAGCGCUGAACCUGCUGGGAGCCCUCGGUCUCCAACCAAGUGGUACAUGAAGCUUGUGCCUGCUCGCUACAGGAAGGAACAGGCCUCAACCCAGCCGGUUCCCUGGAUCCCCCCUGUGGACAACCUGAUAAAAGACAGCACAGACGGCUCAGCCCUGGGUGCUCUGCUGCACUUCUACUGCCCUCAGCUGCUAUCACUGGAGGAUGUUUGUCUGAAGGAGAACAUGACACUGGCCGACCGUCUGUACAACCUGCAGCUCAUACAGGACUUCUGCAAAGACAACCUGAACAGCUGCUGCCACUUCAGCCUGGAGGACAUGCUCUACGCCUCCUCCACCAUCAAGAAUAACUACCUGGUGUUCAUGGCAGAGCUGUUUUGGUGGUUUGAGGUGGUCAAGCCGUCUUUUGUGAAACCAAGAAUGUUGGACAAUGAAGGCACAGAGCCCUCAUCCUUGUUGAAGAAUUUGCCAGCCAUCCCCAUUUCCAAGGUAACCAAGAGGAGCUUCAUGGAAAGACCUCCAAGUCCGGAAAGACCCAGUUUGCCCCUCCGACCCCAGCCUCGAAACUCAGGAGAGAUCAAGAGGUCAACCUCAAUGUCCUUUGUUGAUGGCAACCUCGGCACCUGGCCCAAAGAGAAAAGGUCGGGGCCUUAUGGAGUGUCUUUUGACAUCCCCUUUGACAAAGAGGACUCUGCUUCCACCCCUCUUUCCGCCACCCGUGGCAUGGUCAGGUCCGUCAGCACUGAUGAUGGUUCUGGCUUCAAGGUCCACCACCUCUCCCGUGGAAUGAAGCGUAACCUGUCCUUCCAGCCAGUGAAUGGUCAAAGUGUCGGCAUUGAGGAGGAGGGCUGCCCAGACAGCCUGGCUGGUAUUGAGCCUGACAAGCGAGCACACCCCAACGGACAUGGAAGUGUCAUGGCAAUAACUCCCUCUGUAGAGGAAGCUCUCCAGAUUAUCCACAGUCCAAAUGGGCCCCCAGCAGAGCGGAUCAACAACGGUUUCUUCCUACACAAUCAGGACCAUGGGAUGACAAAUGUUGGUUGUUUGGAGCCGGUGUCAGAGUUGGACUCCAAAGGGCCUUUGAGCACCACUGACACCACCGAGGUGGAUACUGGUAUCCAUAUCCGAACAGAAGACAUGCUGGAUGAAGAUUCCUCUCUGAAAGACUGCUCUGUGAACAUAGACCUGGAUAUGGACACGCCAAGCCCAUGCCCGAGCAGCCAGAGCAAAUCCCCCUCAGGAAUGAAGAUGACAAGCUUUGCCGAACAGAAGAUGAAGAAGCACAUUCCAUCAGCGUCGGACUCAGGGAGGUGCAGCAGCAGCUCCCUUAAGACCACUCCUGAGGGCUCUGAGUUUGGCCUCCCAUUAUCUGUGUCCUGGGCCCCAACCCCUGAGCACAGCCCCAUCCAUCAGCAAACGACACCACCCCUCACUUCUCAAGCAUCGCCCACACCUGUACAACUUCCACCCAAUGACCCUGCUCAGGUCAUGGCUACAGAGAUGGUACAGCUGAGGAUGAGACUGGAGGAGAAACGUAAAGCCAUUGAAGCGCAGAAGAAGAAAGUGGAGGCUGCUUUUACAAGGCAUCGGCAAAAGAUGGGUCAUUCUGCAUUUCUCAAUGUGGUAAAGAGAAAAGGAGAUGGGGCUGCCAGUGGAGAGGAAGGAGGGAAAAUUGAUGGAGAAGGCAAGGCAGCAAGCACAAGUCCAACCUUCAAAUUUGGGAGGAACAAGGCAGACACCCCUGAUGGUGCAGAGCAAAGCAACACAGGCUCCUGUUGGACAAAGUCACCUAGUGCAGCAGAGGAAGGUGGGCAAAGUCAUGCUCAGCUUACUGAGGUAGAUCUCACCGAGUAUACACGUUCUAUUGAGAAACUCAACCAUUCAUUAGCCUUCCUUCAGACUGAGAUGCAGCGACUGGCUCAGCAGCAGGAAGUGAUCAUGGCCAUGAGGGAGCAACAACAUCAGCAGGCGUGGGUAAUCCCUCCUCCACAUACAGACCCAUCACCACAAAAACACAGUCGAGCUGGUGCUGUUACCCGUUCCUCAGGACCCUCUUCCCCUGCCGACUCCCCUCGUUCCACCCACCGUUCUCCAACUAGCAUCAAGCGCAAAUCUGCCUCCUUCCACUCACGUAAUCCUCGCACCACUCGUCCCAGUGAGCUAAAGCUGGCCCCUUACAAUCGAGUCCUAACUGCCCCGCAAUCUGUCGAUAGCAUCCCCAGGCUACGGCGAUUUUCUCCUUGCCAGCCCUUGGCAAGUUCCUUCGUUUAUAUGGGGGAGAAACCAGCAGCCGUCAAUCCAGCAACAGUAGCCUCAGAUGGAGAUAAAAACAAGGAGACGGAGUCGCUCCUUACCCCAGAGAGGGAGCUUGCCAAUAUAUGUGUAGCCAACUCACCCCCCAGCUCCCCCAACCAACAGAACAAAAAAGAACAGACAUUCGAAUGCCAAACACAGGAAACACAGGUGCACAGUCAAUCCAAGUUUGUUGACACGGAAACAGAUGAUCAGAAAGUUCAGAAAUCAGUUGCAGAUCCCAAACCUACCAUAGUGUCAUCAUUUCCUGAGGUUCUGGCCCACCCUGUGGUAGAGACCUUCACGGUGACACCUUCGGAGAUUCUCCCCCAGCCAGAAGCCUCAGGCCAAGUCAAAAGCAACUUGAUUGAGGUCCCUCUGUCAGUCAUCAAGCCACUGGAGGAUCUCACCCUUGAUGAUGAUUUGGAAAUGCAGCAGCGUAACGUGGAAGGCUCUGAUUAUGAACAGAAGAUGUGUCGUGGUUUCUUCUUCAAGUGUGAGGUGACUGACUCUGUUUCCCUCAUGACUCAGGCGGAUGGAAAGGCUGAUGAGGACAUGGCUCAGAAGAGGGCUGCACUGUUGGAGAAAAGGAUGAGGAGGGAGAAAGAGAACCAGCAGAGAAAGAUGCAGCUGGAAGCUGAGUUAGAGCAGAAGAAGGAGGAUGCUCGACUAAAAGCAGAGGAGGAGCGCACCAGGAAGGAGGAAGACAAGGCCAGGAGGGAGUUCAUCAAGCAGGAAUAUCUCAGGAGGAAGCAGCUGAAACUGAUGGAGGACAUGGACACCGUCAUUAAACCUCGACCUGUUGGUGGGGCCAAGCAAAGGAGGGGCCGCCCCAAGUCCAUCCAUCGCGACAGCAUGGACUCUCCCAAAACCCCUGUCAGAGCUGCCACAGGUUCACGCCAACGUGUCUUUUCAGUCUCCAGCUUGUCCCUUGCUUCCCUCAACCUGGGAGACAGCGACAGUGUUCACUCUGAGAAGAGAGCGCCAAGGCCAGAUUCUGCUGAUGGCUUCCUGUCGCCGAGUCGCUCCAGCAGCAGGAAUGGCGAAAAGGACUGGGAAAAUGGGUCCACAACCUCCUCUGUUACAUCUAACACAGAGUACACUGGACCAAAACUAUACAAGGAGCCCAGUGCCAAAUCUAACAAGCACAUCAUCCAGAACGCUCUGGCCCACUGCUGCCUCGCAGGCAAGGUUAAUGAGGGGCAAAAGAACAAGAUCCUGGAGCAAAUGGAGAAAUCAGAGGCCAACAACUUUUUGGUUUUGUUCCGAGAUGCUGGCUGCCAGUUCCGCUCUCUCUACACUUACUGCCCCGAGACGGAGGAGAUCAACAAGCUGACAGGCAUCGGCCCCAAGAGCAUCACGCGCAAGAUGAUCGAUGGCCUGUACAAGUACAACUCAGACAAGAAGCAGUUCAGCCUGAUACCAGCCAAGACCAUGUCUGCCAGUGUGGACGCGGUGACCAUCCAUAGCCACCUCUGGCAAACCAAGAAGCCACCCACCCCUAAAAAAGUAGUGCCUGCCCAGACCUAAUGAAACUUGAUAACGGAAACACCACCAUUCCCCCCCUAAAAUGGAACAUACCCAUUUGAAUUUGCACUUCACUGUACAUAUCCAUGAAGAUUCAAGCACCUGCAAUGCCAGUUAGAUGAAUGCGUAUUUGUUUUUUAUGUUUGUUCGUUUUACCUCUUAUUGCAUUCCUGUCCUUGUUUUUCCUUCUUAAUCUGUUCUGGACAUGAAAGGACUCAAAGAUUAUGAACAACUGGAAUGUAUGUAAUGUAUAGUGCCACUGUUGAAGAAUGAUGUAAAUGCUUAUUACUUUUGUGUUUUGUAGAGAUUUGUCAUGCUUGAGUUGGUUUACAAAGGUGUUGUUUCCUAUGUGCCAAACAUCAAAUAAGAGACAGUAUGAAUGCAAGGACAUUUUAUUGGCUACACUGAAGCUCUGAAUGUUUUUAAUUCAUGUACAGACUGAUUUGUGUUUGCAUCCUGUUGAUGUGUGGCCUUAAGCGAGUUUUAUUUUAUUUUUUGGUGAGUGCAAUGAGAUGAUUGUAAAACAGCGUAUACAGAUGUGGGGAGGGUUUUUUUGUAUUUGGAAGAACACUUUUUUUCUUCAUCUCUGUGAGUUAAACAGUUUGUAUAUUAAGGUACGUAAAACUACAAAGGGCCAAAAAACUAAUUGCAUACAGCUAGUAUUAGCCACACGCUUCAUGUGUGAUCAGCUCAACAAAGCUAAGCGGUUUCAGCUUUUUCAGAAACCUUUUUGAGAAAGUGAUUUUAUGGAAUGCAAGAUGUUAAUCUAGAUCAGUGGUUCUCAAACUUUUUUUACAUCAAGGACCCCUAAACUGAAAACAAGAUUUUGUCCCAGGAUUUUGGCGUUUAGAUGUUUUAUUACAGAAAGUAUAUGAAACCCAUAAUCAAAAUAGUUCUUUCACUGUAUUACUUAUGGAUGGAAUUAUAGUGAAAAUAAAUUAUUCCCCUUUUUGCUGGGGACCCUCUGGAAACCCCUCAAGGACCCAUAGGGGUCCCCGGACCACACAAUGAGAACCACUGCUCUAGGUCACUGGUUCUCAACCCGUGGGUCAGGACACCUGCAGACAAUUUGAACUGUAACGUGUGAUGUGUAAAAAAUAUAUUUCUAAUAUGCUGUCAUGUUUGUAAUUGUUUUUCCUCGUAAUAUACAGAAGUAGUUGCAUAAUUAAGUCAAACUGAUUGGCAGUGAAAAUAAAAAUCAUCCCUUCCAGGUCAAA
Messenger RNA from Micropterus dolomieu (smallmouth bass), 6163 nucleotides. It is a transcript of the gene camsap2a, whose product is annotated as calmodulin regulated spectrin-associated protein family, member 2a. Bases 513 to 4949 code for a protein of 1478 amino acids. Gene Ontology annotation, molecular function: spectrin binding; microtubule minus-end binding; calmodulin binding. Gene Ontology annotation, cellular component: microtubule minus-end. Lineage: Eukaryota; Metazoa; Chordata; Actinopteri; Centrarchiformes; Centrarchidae. The transcript is spliced from 18 exons. Gene Ontology annotation, biological process: cytoplasmic microtubule organization; negative regulation of microtubule depolymerization; neuron projection development. The record is from RefSeq and is a predicted model, not a curated record.